AAGGAAAAAAAAUAGAAAUCCUACUAAUUCUAUAAUACUUCCAACCCCCAAAAUAGAUCAUAAUUAAAAAAAAAAGGAUCAUGUUCUACAUCGAUACAUGGAUCUGGGCGGCCUUCUGCUAUCUUUGUGGGUGGAUUGGGCUCUUUAGCAUGCUGAGCUAUCUGAUAAUGCAGGCUUUGCAAUGGAUUUCGCUCAAAGUACCGCAAAACCUGCGUAGGAAAUACCACGCGGAGUGGGCGCUGGUGACCGGUGGGAGCAGUGGCAUCGGCAAGGCGAUCGCGGAGAAGCUCGCGCGGCAGGGGAUUAACGUUGUCCUCGUCGCCCUCGGGGAUGCCAUGCUCGCGAAGACCUUCGAGGAGCUCAGCAAACGCCAUCCGAGCGUUAAAUUUCGCAAAGUCGGGAUCGACCUCGGCGACGAGCGGUACGUGACCUACAUGCAGCCCAUUAUCGCCGCCACGGAGGACAUUUACGUCAAUCUGCUGUUUAACAACGCCGGCUACAUCGCCCCCGGGUUUUUCGCGGAUGGCGACUUAAAGAGCCUGCGAUCGAAUUUCGAGUGCAAUGCGGGCUGCUCGAUCGCGAUUACGCAUCAUUUCCUGCGCAAAAUGCUCGCCCGGAAGAGCAGGGGGUUAAUUUCCUUCACCUCCUCCGCGGCCUGUUAUCUGCCCGGCCCCACGGCCACGCUUUACAGCCCCACCAAGGCGUUUUUGACGAGCUUUGCGAGUACUUUGGCGGCCGAGAAUUACGACGCGGGGAUUGACGUUGUGGUAAUUCACCCCUCCCCUGUGGAUACGAACUUUUACAAAACCGAAGGCCCCCUUCUGGGCUCCUUGCAGGCCGCGCAGAAAGCGGCCGCGCUGCCGAUCGACACCGCGAAUCAUAUUUUCGCCUCCGCCGGGCGCAUGACGGUGCGGGAUCAGGGCCUGACCUGCGCGUCCUUCCGUUUAUUAAACAAAAUUAUCGACAUUCAACUGCUUGUUGAGUUGAUCACGCGCUUUGCGUGGAUAAGUGGCGAUCAUAAAAAGCUGGUGCGAUUGUCAAAGAUUCGAAAUUAUGGAAAUGAGAUUUAA
Molecule: messenger RNA, 1070 nt
Organism: Phytomonas sp. Hart1
Lineage: Eukaryota; Euglenozoa; Kinetoplastea; Trypanosomatida; Trypanosomatidae
Source: the annotation of a GenBank genome assembly